Molecule: messenger RNA, 977 nt
Organism: Leptosomus discolor (cuckoo roller)
Lineage: Eukaryota; Metazoa; Chordata; Aves; Leptosomiformes; Leptosomidae
Source: RefSeq, a predicted model, not a curated record
CUGACAUCUUAGAAAUGAUUAAACCAAAACUUGAAAUGAUUGGCUUCAAGAAUGUAUCUUGUAUUGCAGGAGCCUUGGAAGACUCAAAGACUUCUUUAUCAGCCUGUGUGCCUACCUUGAAUAACAGGAUUAUCCAGGAUCUCAGUGAGUCCUCCUUCGCUUACCUGAAGAGUGCACUGGAAGUUCCAAGAUUAUAUAGGAGAACCAAUAAGGAGGUGCCAACUAAAGCUUCACCUUAUGUUGACAGCGCUCUUAAGCCCUUCUACCGAUUGCAGAAUGAAUACAAAGAUACCUUGAAGCAGCCCAUGAUUCAUCACUGGUUGGAAGGUGCCCUCUCUGAAAGCACACAGAAGUAUUAUGAAACUGUAUCUGAUGUGCUGAGUUCUGUUAAGAAAAUGGAAGAAAGCCUAAAAAGGUUGAAGCAAGCCAGAAGAACUGCAACCUCAAACCCUGUUGGUACAAAUGGGGGCAUGAGUGAUGAUAACAAAAUCCGUCUGCAGCUGGCCCUAGAUGUAGAGUAUUUUGGAGAACAAAUACGAAAGAUGGGACUGGAAACAAGCAGCAUAAAAAGCUUUUCAGCCCUUACAGAGCUGGUUCUAACUGCCAAGGAUCAGGCUACAGCGGAACAAUCCUAGAUGGUUUUGAAAGCCUGUGAUUGAAGAUAAGCCGUGUCCUUAAAAGAGGGAGAGAGAAUUUAGCUCUUUUUUUAUUUUACCAAAAUAAGUAGCAAUGAAGUGCUUCCUAAUGUAUCCUGAGCAACCAAUCAGUGCAUUUUCUGUCAAGACAGGCUUGUUUCACCAAAAGACUGAGAAUUUACCAUAGUUUUCCAUUAUAUGGAAAGCAAAUAAAAAAUUCUAAACUUUCUACUAUAGAAUUAAAGUAGAAGAAAAUGUGUUUUUUAUUUUUGUUGUACAUCUUAAAAUGUAGAAGAAUGAUAUUAUAUGAUGAAAAUAAUAUGUAAUAAAUUGUCUUCCUAA